CCGCCCCCGCGUUUGGAAAAAGGAAAAAAAAAGGCCGAAGCACUUCAUCAUGCCAAUGCUUUGCGUGUUCUCUUCAGGGGCUACCUGUCAACAUCCGUAUCGCCAGCUGAGCUGACCCAACUUUUGGGCCUGUCAGAAGGUGGAAAAGCCGCUUGGACCACGUUCACUCGUGCCGAAAGACCCCGCAUGAUCGCAUUGACUCUUUGUGAACGACAUGCUAACGGAAUUCGGGCAUGUUUCCUCCUCUUCAGCAGGCGGGAGUCGGAACGUCGGAGAAGGCGCGUCGAGUGACGCAUUUUUGCUCAGCUCUUCCAUUCUAUGAUGUUUCGAGGUUAUCGCAGGCCAGGAAUGGUAUAAGAAGCAGGGCAUUGUAGAGAGAAGGAACAUGUCUCUACACAGCCAACAACAAUGGUGAGGCUCGAAGAUGUCCUUGAGUCCAACUCGCGCAUUGCAAGCGAGCUUCCCCCUGGUCUUGUUGCCGUCUUCGUGGGAGCGACGAGCGGCAUCGGUCGAGCAACGUUGCUUCGCUUUGCGAGCCAUGUCACCAAACCCCGUAUAUACUUUGUAGGACGCUCAGAGGUCAAGGCUGGACAGGUGCUGGCUGAGCUUAACAAGGUAAAUCCCUCGGGCACCUAUCAUUUCCUCAAAGCAGACGUUGGCCUGCUGCGGAAUGUCGACAAGGUUACGGAAGAAAUUAAGGCCAAGGAGUCUAGGGUCAAUCUGCUCUUCCUCACAAACGGAACGCUGAUAUUUGGAACGAAAACCGAAGAGGGCCUUCACUACGCAGCUGCAGUUUCCUACUACGCUCGCGUCCGCUUCAUCACCAACCUUUUGCCCCUCAUCAAAGAUGCUCCUGGCCUACGCCGUGUCGUAUCCGUCUUUGUUGCAGGCAAGGAGGGCGUGGUGUUCCCAGACGACCUCCAGGGAAACACGGUGCCUUUUCGACAGCAAAUUGCACAUGCAGCCACAAUGACGACGCUAUCUCUUGAGGCUGCCGCCCGAGAGGCCCCGCAAGUAUCGUUCAUCCACAACUUUCCAGGUCGCGUCUCGACGGACCUGAUACGUGGCGAGGGUGAAGCGUGGUUCUUGCGCGUGAUGAAUGUUCUCUUCCGCAUCGCGAGCCCAUUGAUUUGCAUGUCUCAUGAGGAGUGCGGUCAGCGCCACAGCUUUUUGGCCACCAGUGCCAUGUACUCUCCAGCACAGUCCGGGGAUGGAGAUGGUGUCGUGCUCCGCUCUGAACAAGAAAAGGCUAGGAGCAUCACCGGCAGCGUCGGCGCAGGGGUCUACUCGAUCCUCUCUGACGGCCAGAGCGUCGGACCCGAAAUCGAGCACCUCUUGGCCAAGUUCCGAUCUGAUGGCUACGUCGAACGCAUCUGGGCCAACACCAAAGCAGACAUCAAGCAAGUAACUGGCUCGUAGUCUAUCCCUCGUCACGCCCUCCCUACCUAUGUUCUUUGGUUGCUUGCGAAUGAUGCUACCC
Acaromyces ingoldii is the source of this 1480-nucleotide messenger RNA. Its product is annotated as hydrogenase/reductase-like protein. NCBI's taxonomy places the organism in Eukaryota, Fungi, Basidiomycota, Exobasidiomycetes, Exobasidiales, Cryptobasidiaceae. Bases 409 to 1419 code for a protein of 336 amino acids. The record is from RefSeq and is a predicted model, not a curated record. The transcript has 2 exons. Gene Ontology annotation, biological process: secondary metabolic process.